AUGGACCUAAAGUCCAUGGGCGCGAAGGAGCAUGUCACGAUAUCGCCGAAAAAACCACCCCUUUCAGUAUUCACAAUUAUCGCGGAAUGCCAAACAUCUAAAGCGCGAACUUCGGUAAUCAAUUUGCCUCAUCAUCUCGUGGACGCACCAGUAUUUAUGCCGGUUGGGACGCAGGGUACUCUCAAGGGUCUACUGCCUGAGCAGUUGAAGAAACUAGGCUGCCAAAUAAUGUUAAGCAAUACAUAUCAUCUUGGAACAAGACCAGGACCAGAAAUCAUGAAGAAAGCAGGUGGUCUGCACAAAUUUAUGAAUUGGAAUAGAGCGCUGCUUACCGAUUCAGGUGGAUUUCAAAUGGUAUCUCUACUUCAACUUGCUGAAAUUACUGAACGGGGUGUUAAAUUCCAAUCUCCAUAUGAUGGAUCUGAAUGUAUGUUAACUCCUGAACAUUCCAUUGAAAUACAAAACGCUAUUGGAGCAGAUAUAAUGAUGCAGCUUGAUGACGUUGUUCAAACUACAACUACUGGUCCUCGAGUUGAAGAGGCAAUGCAUAGAACUGCUAGAUGGCUAGACAGAUGUCUCACCGCUCACCAAAGACCAGAUGAGCAAAACAUUUUUCCAAUAGUUCAGGGUGGACUGAGUCCAGAAUUGAGAACUGAGUGUGCUAGACAAUUGAUGUCUAAGAAAGUCAAUGGAUUUGCUAUUGGUGGUUUGAGUGGUGGGGAAAGCAAAGACGAAUUUUGGAAAAUGGUACAUUUGUCGACAAACAUUUUGCCCAAAGACAAACCCAGGUAUUUGAUGGGUGUUGGAUUCGCGACUGACUUGGUCAUCUGCUGCGCUUUGGGAGUUGAUAUGUUCGACUGCGUUUUUCCUAGCAGAACCGCGAGAUUCGGUUGUGCUUUGAUCAGAACAGGCCAAUUGAAUCUGCGGCAGCAGCAGUACAAACAUGAUUUUAGACCAAUAGAUGAGUUUUGUAGUUGUUCGACAUGCAAAAACUACACCCGAGCAUAUUUACAUCAAAUUGUAACACAAGAAACUGUGGCUUGUCAUUUACUGACUGUACAUAAUAUCAACUUUCAGUUGACCUUGAUGCGGGACAUCAGGACAAGUAUUAUAGAGCAAAGAUUCCCACAGUUUGUUCAGAAAUUUAUACUCGACCUUUACCCGGAUAAAGAAUACCCGGAGUGGAUAGUUGACGCACUCGAUGCCGUGAACAUUAAUUUAUUAUGAGGUUUGUAUGACUUAACAAAUUUAGGAAAUUAAAUCAAUGAAUAACCGAAAA
Messenger RNA from Athalia rosae (coleseed sawfly), 1279 nucleotides. It is a transcript of the gene Tgt, whose product is annotated as queuine tRNA-ribosyltransferase catalytic subunit. Gene Ontology annotation, cellular component: cytosol. The transcript is spliced from 7 exons. The record is from RefSeq and is a predicted model, not a curated record. Gene Ontology annotation, molecular function: tRNA-guanosine(34) queuine transglycosylase activity. NCBI's taxonomy places the organism in Eukaryota, Metazoa, Arthropoda, Insecta, Hymenoptera, Athaliidae. The coding region runs from base 1 to 1227 and encodes 408 amino acids.